AAUUACAGCUAAACAUAUCAUAAUCUGCACACACAUUCUAUGAUUUAACAAGGAAUACAGAAGUAGUUGAAAUUAUUCAAACACUAUAGAAAAGUUUUUUCUUUCUUCAGGAAAAUUAAUUAAUUUCAUUGCAGUAUAAUUAUCAGAUAUGGAAUAAUCCCUGUAGUAGUAAUAGUACUGGUUAUUGACUAAUAAUAUAAUAAUAAUAAUAAUCAUAUCCUUAUUGUUAAUAAUAUUUUUAACAUGUCUGGAGACUAUUUUUCAAGAACACCAGCUUUAUUAUACUCUUAUGUUGAUUCCGAUUAUAAAACAUUUCAAUUUAAAGUUGAUCAGAUCAAUGAUUCAGUAGCCCCAAUGACAACAUUCAAUUCAAAUAAUCAUAAUAAUAAUAAUAAUUAUACAAAUCAUUAUCAUCAUGAUUUUAAUGAUAUAUCAAUGAAGUAUGGAACACAAUCUAUUUUUCAGGUACUUCCAAAUAAUCCUCGACAUAAUAAUCCUUAUCAUCAUCUUCAUCAAAUAGAACAUCAUCAUCGUAAUCAACAGGAUUAUUUGAAUAAUUCUUGUUCUUCUGGAACAACACAUUUGACAUUAUUAAAAUUAACUGGUACAACUACUACUGCUAAUACAACAAUUACAUCGACAAAUAAUGUUAAAUGUUAUAAUAUUCAUGAAUCUGAUGAUAAUCAUUUAAAUAAUUCAAAUUUAAGACAGAUUAAUCUUAGUAAACAAUCGAAUGUGAUUACAUCAUCUCAUUAUGAUAAUUCAUUAACUGGUAAUAAUCAUCUAACAAAUGAAUUAUCCACUGAGAAUUGGAGUAAACAUUCUCCACAAACGUUAUUGAAUUUGUCAGGAAAUGAUCAAUGGUUAGUGACAUCCACUCCUAGAUCACCUACAACAAGUGAUAAUUAUGUUAAUGGUAUAGUUUCUAUUAAUCUCAGUACUAAAAUUGAUAAAACAAUUACUACUGAUGUACAGAUUAGCACAACAACAGCAACAACAAAUCCUAACCUUAAUUGUAUAACAUCUACAGACAUUAAUAAUAAGAAUACAUUAUUAAAAUUGUAUUCAGAUUCUAGAACAAAUCAAAAAUUAUCCUUAACAGGUAAUAAUAUUGAUUGUUAUGGUACAAAUGUAAAUGGGACUGCUACAGAUGUAAAUACUAAAUGUUUUCUGCCACCGCCUAAUCAUAUCAUAUCAUCAUCAUGUAUUAUAAAUGAUCAUUCAAUAAAACCCAAUAAUCUACCAUUAUCAAUAUCAUCUUCAUUAUCGUCAUCAUCAUCAUCAUCAUCAUCAUCAUCAUCAUCAUCAUCGCCACCUCCAUCAUCAUCAUCAUCACCAUCGUCCUAUGACUGUACAUUAACUGAUUCUAAAAUACUGUCUACUAAUUUAUGGUCUACAACAUCUAAUUUACUUAAUAAACAAUUGGGGAAUGAUAGUAAUAAUACAUUUCCUACAAUUCAUGAAUCAUAUCCUAUUCAACCUUUAAUGACAUCUUAUUUAAAUAAUUCUUUAAAUAUUGAUUAUCAUCAUAAUAUCCAUCAUCAUCAUUGUCAGGAUCAGCAACAUUCAACAUUCAAUAAUAAUGAUAAUAAUAAUAGCAAAAUAUCAAAUUAUAUGCCAGAUAUUGACUCACGUCCCUAUCAUCAUCUUCAUAACAUUAGCAGUCCUGAAGAGUCGUCUAGUGAAGCAUGUCCAACUCUAUCAAAUGAAACAAUAAAUUAUGAUACUGAAUUAAACAGUUAUGAAUCACUUCAUUCAAUUCAGUCAUCUUGUAUAAAUACCACUAGUCAAUGUAAUAAUAAUGAACGAAAUCAUCAAGUCAAUGGUUGUUCAACAGUUUUAGGUUCGGUAAACUUUACCUAUUUGAAUUCUGUGCCAACAAAUUCAGUGUUACCAACAAUGACUACAUUUACAACGACGUCGGUGACAACGACACUUACUACCACAGAACCAGGAGUAUCAUUGUCGUCAGUAGUAACGUCAAAAUGUAUUUCAAAUGAUUUCAUUAGUAAACAUGAAUCAAAUACAAUGAAAACGUGUACUCAUGAGAAUAAUCCUACAAUAUCGUCAUCUAUGUUGUUAUAUAAUACUAUGAAUAUGCCAUUUCAUAAAAUGUUAAUGAAAAGCACCAGUGACAGUCGUGAACUAAAUGGUCAAAAUAUUGGUAACGACGAUGAUAUCGAUGAUGAUGAUGAUGAGGAGGAGGAGGAGGAAAUAGAAGAGGAAGAAGAUGGUGAUGUGAAUUUAAAACAUAAUCACUCGACUGACUUAUCCGAUUGCGAAAAUGAUGAUGAUAAUGAUGACAACGAUGAUCUAGAUGGUGGACAUGUUACGAACCAAAGAGAGCGAAAUACAACUAACAAUACGAAAUCCAAAUUAAAAGAUGAAUUAACUAAAGAUAUCGAUAAUCGGAAAAAGAACAACGGAGCUGGUAGACGAUCAGAAAAACCACCAUAUUCUUAUAUUGCAUUAAUUGCAAUGGCUAUCAAAGCAUCUCCAUCAAAACGAUGUACAUUAAGCGAAAUCUAUCAGUAUCUUCAUACACAAUUUCCAUUCUUUCGUGGACAGUAUACUGGAUGGAAAAAUUCAGUUCGACAUAAUCUAUCAUUGAAUGAAGUUUUUAUUAAAUUACCAAAAGGUAUGGGUCGUCCUGGAAAAGGUCAUUACUGGACUAUUGAUCCAGCAGCAGAAUUUAUGUUUCAAGAUGGUGCAUCAAGAAGACGACCAAGAGGUUUUCGAAGAAAAUGUGCAUCAGCAGCAGCAGCUGCUGCCGCUGCCGCAGUAGCGGCAGCAGUUGCAGUGAAUAUUUCAUCAGGAAAUAAUUAUUCACAAAUAACUCAUGAUAAUACAAUGCAUAAAAUUUCCACAACACCUUUUGAUAGUUUUAAUUUAGGAAAUAUGGGUCAUGAUUUAUUGUUAACUAAAGAGAUGACACGAUUUUUUAUACCGAAUUCAGCAAAUACUCGUGGUAUGAAUUAUGAUAGUAUAAAUACUGCUUCUAAACUUCAACCACUUUCUAACGGAUUGUCAAUUUCAUCAAAUUUGAAUAUGACAAAUUCAACAUCAGUUAAGUGUGUAGAACUAGAAGGUAUUGGACCAUCAUCUUCGUCGUCUUCCAUUGACAGUGUUUUCUGUAAUCGUACUACAGCUAAUUUAAAUGGACAAAUACAUGGAUCCAGUACACCAGCUUCAGUUUCAUUUGAUAAUGUAUUCCGUGCACAAUCAGAUUCUUUUGGGAUAAAGUUAUCAAGUUCACCAAUGGAAAUUCCAACAAUAACAACCCAACUUACAGAAAAUAUACAUGUUUCUAGAACAAACUCAGGAGAUUUAGAUCCUUCACCAUACAGUUUUAUGAACUCAUCAGAACAUCUAAGAAACAAUAAUGGUAAUAUCUCAGUUAGUCAACAACUGCCUCCAAUUUACCAAACUAUGAUUCAUAAAACAUUACCAUGUAUACGAAACUCAAAUCCUACAACUGUCUCUUCACUUUAUAAACCUACUGUUUCUGACGCAUAUAUUGGUUCAGUGAAUAUAAGUAACAAUACUCAACAUCAUGAAGACAUAGAAAUAGAUUAUUCAACAUAUUAUAGUAGAGAAAAAGAUCCACAAAUAAGUGGCUCACAUUCAACCGCAAUAAAAAUAAACCAUCACAAUUUAUAUGAAAAUAACUUCAAUCUUAUACAACAUUCUCAGGGUUUAUUGUUAAAUACAAAAGAAUUGAGUUUACUAAGUCAUAACAAUGAACAAUUAAGUAGUGAUCUUGAUGUACGUUGGUCUAAUGAACAUGUAUGUUGGCCAUGUGGUACAUCUAUAAAACGAAACCAGAUGUUUAAUCAAAAAGAGUGUGAUCAUACAGAUAUCCCUUCAAAUACAAUAGAAUCAAAUUUAUACACUAAUGAGAUUUUUAAUGUUUCUCAAAUAAAUAUUAAUUCUUGUAAUAAUAAUAAUAAUAAUAGCACAACUGUUAACGAUUUCAAUGAUCCUACAAGAAGAAUAGUUGAAAGAUUUCAAGAACAUGAUAAUGCUCUAUACACAAGAGCAUUAUUAUCUCCAUCUUCUAAAAGUAAUUCACAAUUAAUUGAUUCAAACAAUAUACCAAACAUUCAACAUACUAACUUAACAAAAUCCGAUGAAUCAAAUCGAAUAAAUUAUUCAAUAAGUUCACUUGAUAAUGAUAUUAAUAUUCAUAUGAAAGAUUCAUGUCAUCCUAAAUGUCCACGAAUUGAAAAUAGUCAAAAUAAAAAUGAAGAAAUUCAUGAAGGAAAUGAAAUAUUAGCAUACAAUACAACAACGGAUUCAUUAUCAACAUUUAUUACUAGUCCACAAUCACAAAAACAUAACUAUAUGUGAAUAUUUAUUUGGUUAAUUAAUUCAUUAUUUACUCGUUUAUGAGUAGUAUAAUGUACUAUUCAAAAUUUCAUUACUUUUACGAUUGUUCUUUUUUUUUUAAUUUUGUUUCAUUUAACUCCUUAUAUACAUAUACAAGUAAAAAACAGUUUCGUCAAAUGUUUAACAUAUAUACAUAUAUUUUCAUUUAAACGUUUACAUUGACGUAUAUAUGAAUAUAAAAUAACAGUAUUCUUGGAUAGUUCGUUUAUCCAAACUAACCCACCUUUCGUCUUAAUCAUUCAUCUGUCUUCUUCAUCAUAUUAUUUGUUGUUCUUCUCGUGAAGUUCACCUAUCUAUCUAACUUUAUAUAUAUCAGCAUUCAUGUGGUUAAACAUUAUAAAAAGAAGAAAUACUACUAACUAUUAUUAAUAGAAUUAGCUUUUUGUGAUUUACCUUUCACAUUGACAAUUCACAAAAUGCAAUUUCUAUAUAUUGAAAUCUAAAUGCAUGUGUUCAUAUUUCUCAGUCAACAAUUUUAAAUUUAUAUAUAAAAUUAAAUUAUGUUGAAUAAUUGUGAAUUAAAUAAUGAUCUUUGAAUUUUUAGUAUCUAUGACUUUAUUAAUAAAUCAAUGACAAAGGAAAGAAAGAAAGAAAAUGUUAGAUGAAAAUAUGUUUGUUUAUCUGAAGUUUUUUUCCUUUUUAAUGAACACAUAUAAUGCUGUUUAUACUACUGAUGUCUAUAAUAUUACUAAUAAUAUGAAAUGAUAAUUAUUUCUAUCUUUUUUAUAUAUAAAUCUAUUGAAGAUCAUUUAUAUUUAUAAU
This is a messenger RNA of Schistosoma guineensis, 5151 nucleotides long. Lineage: Eukaryota; Metazoa; Platyhelminthes; Trematoda; Strigeidida; Schistosomatidae. The record is from the annotation of a GenBank genome assembly.